AUGAUUGCCCAUGGAAUCCGAACUCUUGGCGUCCUCGGUGCAGGCCAGAUGGGCACCGGAAUUGCACUGGUGUCUGCAUUGCGAGCCAAGGUUCCCGUGCUCUUGCACGACCGGUCUCAAGAUCAAGUAACUAAGGGCCUCGCCUUUGUAGACAAGUUGCUCGAGAAGGACGUGUCGAAAGGGAGAAUAAGUAGCGAGGAAGCCAAGGAGGCAAGAGACAGGAUAACGGGUGUUGAUGGCGUCCAUGCGAUGAGAGACGUGGAUAUGGUCGUUGAGGCUGUCUCGGAGAACCUAUCGCUGAAGCAGAAAAUAUUCCAGCAGUUUGCCACUGAACUGUCACCAGAAGCUAUACUAGCAUCCAACACAAGUUCGAUAAGUAUCACCAAGAUUGCGGCAUCGACAAUACCCGAAGGUGUCAGUGCCGCCAGUGAUGCAGCAAAGAAGACUGCUGGACGUGUUGUUGGUCUACACUUUUUCAACCCUGUACCUGUCAUGAAACUUGUCGAACUUAUUUCAGCUUUACAAACUACAUCAGACACAUUAGACAGGGCACGCUCAUUCGCCACGGCGUGCGGAAAAGAAGUGACAACGUCAAAGGACGUUCCCGGAUUUGUGUCUAAUGCUCUCUUGAUGCCGUUCAUCAAUGAAGCCAUCAUGUGUUUAGAAAAGGGAACGGCCACUCGAGACGAUAUCGAUACAACGAUGAAGCUGGGCAUGAAUCAUCCCAUGGGUCCACUGCAGCUUGCUGACUUCAUCGGGCUGGAUACUUGUCUUGCAAUCCAGGAAACAUUGUAUGCUGGCACUCGAGACUCGAAGUACCGGCCCAGUGUGUUGCUUGAGCGAAUGGUGGACGCGGGGUGGUAUGGCAAGAAGAGCGGGAAAGGUUUCUAUGAUUACAACUGA
Desarmillaria tabescens is the source of this 903-nucleotide messenger RNA. Its product is annotated as 3-hydroxyacyl-CoA dehydrogenase. Gene Ontology annotation, biological process: fatty acid metabolic process. The transcript is spliced from 9 exons. The coding region runs from base 1 to 903 and encodes 300 amino acids. Gene Ontology annotation, molecular function: oxidoreductase activity, acting on the CH-OH group of donors, NAD or NADP as acceptor; NAD+ binding. The record is from RefSeq and is a predicted model, not a curated record. Lineage: Eukaryota; Fungi; Basidiomycota; Agaricomycetes; Agaricales; Physalacriaceae.